CCCCCCCCCCCCCCCCCGUACCCCUACCACUCACGCUUUCGACGACGAGUUCACUGCGUCGCCACCAACUCGGACCGCUGCCAUGGCCGCAUCGGCCUACCCAAGGCGGCCGGGCACGAGGAGGAAGACCCCGCCGUCACCAUCUACCGAGUGGGCUUUGACCGGCGGCAGUGAGGGAGCAAGACGAAGGAAGGAGCUCGGAGAGUGGCGGCUAGGGUUCGCCAACCAAGUCGCCUAACGAGUCUGAAUAUAUAAGCACACUUUUUAUGUCAAUAAUUGUAAGUUUCAAAGGCAACUAAGCAUUUUUAUCGAUCUUUUUUUUGCGGCAAACGCAUUUCUGUCCAUCGGGUCAAUGGGGGUGAUUAUUGGUGAGCCAAAAUUGUCGACGGAAGCAACGGGGAUGUUGCAGUGGAUUCAUACCAUCUUUACAAGGAAGAUGUGCGCCUCAUGAAAGAUAUGGGAAUGGAUGCAUACAGGUUCUCCAUAUCAUGGACAAGGAUUCUUCCAGAUGGGACUCUGAGAGGUGGAGUGAACAGAGAAGGCGUCGAGUACUACAACAACUUGAUUAAUGAGCUAUUAUCCAGAGGGGUGCAACCAUUUGUGACCCUUUUUCACUGGGAUUCACCUCAGGCAUUAGAAGAUAAAUACGGAGGGUUUCUUAACCCUAAUAUCAUAAACGACUAUAAGGAUUACGCUGAAGUCUGCUUCAGGGAGUUCGGGGACCGAGUGAAGCACUGGAUCACAUUCAAUGAGCCCUGGGCCGUGAGCGUUGCGGGCUAUGCAAUGGGCGUGCUUGCGCCAGGUAGGUGCUCGCCCUGGGAGAUGGGGAAAUGCAGCGCUGGAGAUUCAGCAAGUGAGCCUUACACAGUAUCCCACCAUCAGCUACUCGCCCAUGCGGCGGCCGUCAAAUUAUACAGAAAGAAAUAUAAGGUCGUUCAAAAGGGGAAGAUUGGGAUAACUUUAGUCUCAGCCUGGUUUGUUCCCUUCUCCCAUUCAGACUCUGACAGUGAUGCAGCAAAGCGUGCUAUAGACUUCAUGUUUGGAUGGUUUAUGGACCCCCUAACCAGAGGAGACUACCCACUGAGCAUGAGAAGAAUGGUCAGAGAUCGCUUGCCGCGGUUCACCAAACAACAAUCUAAAUUGGUCAAGGGUGCAUUCGACUUCAUUGGUAUCAACUACUACACUGCAAACUAUGCUGAUAACCUUCCACCAUCAAAUGGCCUCAAGAGCUACAAUACAGAUGCCCGAGCUAAUCUUACCGGUUUUCGAAAUGGUGCCCCCAUAGGUCCUGAGACUGGUUUACCUUGGCUCUACGUCUACCCUCAAGGGUUACGUGAUCUGUUGCUUUAUGUCAAGGAGAAGUAUGGCAAUCCUACCAUCUACAUCACCGAAAAUGGCCUCGGUGAAACCACCACCAACACGAGCCUACCACUCGCGGAAGCACUGAAGGACGAUGCGAGGAUAGAGUACCACCACAUGCACCUUGUUGCCUUGUUGAGUGCGAUCAGGGACGGGGCAAACGUGAAGGGGUACUUCGCAUGGUCGCUGCUGGACAACUUCGAGUGGGCAACUGGGUACACGGUGCGCUUCGGGUUACACUUCGUGGACUAUGAUGAUGGGCGGAAGCGGUACCCCAAGCGCUCUGCUGGCUGGUUCAAGAGGUUCCUCAAGAGAUGAGCUCGUAAAAUUACUUAGUACUCCUGAAGCUAAAGCAGCGACAAAUAAUAUGGAUCAGAGGGAGUAGCAACCAGCAAGAAGAAUGUAGAUGAUUGCGUAGGUUUAUCUGUGUUUUGUUCUGUAAACUGUACCCCAAUGGUUCCUUCACUAUCAGUUUUUUUUGAGAGAGAAACGUUCUGUAUCAGCUGUUUUUAUGUUGUUGUUUUUUAUAAAAAAAAGGCUUUCGCCCCGCUU
This is a messenger RNA of Triticum aestivum (bread wheat), 1911 nucleotides long. Its product is annotated as beta-glucosidase 12. The transcript is spliced from 12 exons. Gene Ontology annotation, molecular function: beta-glucosidase activity. NCBI's taxonomy places the organism in Eukaryota, Viridiplantae, Streptophyta, Magnoliopsida, Poales, Poaceae. Gene Ontology annotation, biological process: carbohydrate metabolic process. Bases 448 to 1677 code for a protein of 409 amino acids. The record is from RefSeq and is a predicted model, not a curated record.